AUGCUGAAUUCCACGCUCCUCCCCACCUACUUCAGCUCCCCUCUCAUCACCACCAUCCCUACUAUCAAAUACGCCGCCAACGGCAGACAGAUGAGCUUCGCCGAGACAGAAGUCCAGCGCCUCGAGCGCCUUGCUUUUGCCAACGCGUCCAAGUCGCGCUCCGGCUCGCCCACGCAGAGCCGCGGCACAUUUUCGGGAUCCGCUUCACCUAAGAUGCAGCUGAUCUCCGAGCCUUACGGGGACCCCAUUGAGCUCAUGGCGAACCGCCUCGCCGAAGAAUUUUCCAUUUCCUCUGACGAUUUCUCUUCUUCCGACGAAGAAUACCACGUCUUCUAUUCGACGCCCAAGAGCGCCCCAUCACCAUCUUCUCGCAAGAGUUCGUUCAAGCCCGGCCACAGGCGAAAGCGGUCCUCUCUCUCUUCCAUCCCUGAGGAGGAUUAA
Molecule: messenger RNA, 441 nt
Organism: Cyclocybe aegerita
Lineage: Eukaryota; Fungi; Basidiomycota; Agaricomycetes; Agaricales; Hemipholiotaceae
Source: the annotation of a GenBank genome assembly